GUUGAUUUGCUUGAUUUGCUUGGUGGGGUGUAGCAUUUCAAAAUCGAAAAUUAAUAGAAUAAUAUAAGUUUUUACCAUUUGAACUGUAAUAAAAGUUAAUUAUGGAUGACCAAGGAAGGAAAGUAAUCGUGUGUGACAACGGCACAGGCUUUGUGAAGUGCGGAUACGCCGGUAGUAACUUCCCAGCGUUUAUCUUCCCUUCGAUGGUGGGCAGACCCAUUAUUAGAGCCGAAAAUAAAAUCGGGGACAUUGAUGUUAAGAAGUUUGAUCCUGAAGUAGUCCAGGAUUUAAUGGUAGGUGAUGAGGCUUCUCAGUUGCGAUCGAUGCUGGAAGUCAGCUAUCCCAUGGAAAAUGGGGUAGUACGCAACUGGGAGGACAUGUGCCACGUGUGGGAUUACACGUUCGGGCCGAGCAAGAUGAAUGUGGACCCGAAAGAAACCAAGAUCUUGCUCACUGAACCACCCAUGAACCCAACGAGGAAUAGAGAGAAAAUGAUUGAAGUGAUGUUUGAAAAAUAUGGUUUCGAUAGCGCAUACAUAGCUAUCCAAGCUGUGCUUACGUUGUACGCUCAGGGACUGAUUUCUGGAGUGGUGGUCGAUUCUGGUGAUGGAGUGACCCACAUCUGUCCGGUGUACGAAGAGUUCGCUCUGCCCCACUUGACGAGGAGGCUAGACAUUGCUGGCAGGGACAUCACUAGAUAUCUUAUCAAGCUACUCCUCCUUAGAGGUUACGCCUUCAACCAUUCAGCAGACUUUGAAACAGUUCGAAUGAUGAAGGAAAAGCUGUGUUAUAUCGGCUACAACGUCGAGCAGGAACAGAGGCUGGCGUGGGAGACCACUGUGCUGGUCGAACCUUAUGUGUUACCGGAUGGGCGCGUCAUAAAAGUAGGGGGUGAAAGGUUUGAAGCACCAGAAGCGCUGUUCCAACCGCAUCUUAUAAACGUAGAGGGGCAGGGGAUCGCUGAAUUGGUGUUUAAUACCAUACAGGCAGCGGACAUAGACAUGCGUAACGAACUAUACAAGCACAUCGUUCUAUCCGGUGGCUCUACCAUGUACCCCGGCCUACCUUCAAGAUUGGAGAGGGAAAUCAAACAACUAUAUUUGGAAAGGGUGCUAAGAAAUGACUCGGAGAAACUUGCGAAAUUCAAGAUCCGCAUCGAGGACCCCCCUCGUCGUAAGGACAUGGUGUUCAUUGGUGGUGCGGUGCUGGCCGAGGUGUGCAAGAACAGAGACAACUUCUGGCUCACCAGAGCCGAGUACCAGGAACAGGGUAUAUCCUGCCUCCGGAAGCUAGGGCCGCGUGCAAGUUAAUGCCAACUAGUAUUAAAUUAUAAUAAAAAUGUAUAUUGUAAUUUUCAUCUACUUAAGAUUAUUUCCAAUACUUUUAUUAAUUAUUUAAUUUUAUUACUAUUAAAUGUUAAAGCCUGACCAGAAAAAUAUAAUACCUCGCCAUAUUGCGGAAAACCCGUGUCACUAAUUUAUACAAGACUUAGUGAACAUAGACAAUAUACUAGUGGCGCUUCCAGAGCAAGUUUUUUUUUUAUAUUUCUGGUCACGCUAUAUUUUUACUUUAACUUAAAUAAGAUUUGUUUGAACGAAUUUGGUAAGCCCGAUUUUCUAUUUUAUAACAUGUAAAAAAUGAAAAUGUAUUUAAAAAAAUGGAUUGGAUAUCUACUUAAAUGUAAUUAACUGAGAUUUCGCUAAUAGAGAAAAAAUGUAAAUUAAGGUCGACCUAUUAAAUUAUUUGUUAUCUAGCAAAUAAAUUUAACAACGGUUUGACAUAUUAUUUGCAAUAAGAAAACUGUCUAAACAUGAAAAUAUUAGUAUUUGGCGAUUUUACGUAUUUAAUCUUAGGCGAUUUUCUAUAGGAACAAAGACGUUUUGACAGUUUUUAAUGUGUCAAAAUUAUAGAUUGAAAAAAAAAAUACAUUAUCCAGCCCUUUUAAAUAAAGUAGAAUAGAGAUAAUGAUAUAAAAAUGAAGUUAUUUAAUUUGCUAAAUGAAGCCUAAUCUAAAUCAUCAUCACUUUAACUCAAAAUAAAAUAUAUAAAAUGAGUUUAAAUGGACUGCAGAAUUAAAUAUGGACUAUUCAUAUUCAUUGAAGACUGUAUAAUUUUGCAUUUAAUGUAUACUUGUUUGUGAAUUUUACCAGAUAUUAAAUCUACACUGGCGUGUAUAAAGACUUUGAAUUAUGAACCUAAUGUAUUAUGUAAUAAACACAAUUUUUAUGUA
This is a messenger RNA of Maniola jurtina (meadow brown), 2230 nucleotides long. It is a transcript of the gene Arp2, whose product is annotated as actin-related protein 2. Gene Ontology annotation, molecular function: actin filament binding. The coding region runs from base 102 to 1310 and encodes 402 amino acids. Gene Ontology annotation, cellular component: Arp2/3 protein complex; actin cortical patch. Gene Ontology annotation, biological process: Arp2/3 complex-mediated actin nucleation. NCBI's taxonomy places the organism in Eukaryota, Metazoa, Arthropoda, Insecta, Lepidoptera, Nymphalidae. The transcript is spliced from 12 exons. The record is from RefSeq and is a predicted model, not a curated record.